Molecule: messenger RNA, 1701 nt
Organism: Euleptes europaea (tarantolino)
Lineage: Eukaryota; Metazoa; Chordata; Lepidosauria; Squamata; Sphaerodactylidae
Gene: TRAF5
Product: TNF receptor associated factor 5
Exons: 10
Coding region: 7-1683 (558 amino acids)
Biological process (GO): protein K63-linked ubiquitination; positive regulation of canonical NF-kappaB signal transduction; regulation of apoptotic process
Cellular component (GO): plasma membrane signaling receptor complex
Molecular function (GO): zinc ion binding; tumor necrosis factor receptor binding; thioesterase binding
Source: RefSeq, a predicted model, not a curated record
GUGUCCAUGGCCUCUGAAGACCUUGCUGGCCACUUGCUGAACGCAUACACUCGCCAGAAUUCUACCAGUGCUGUUUCUCUGGACUUUGAGCCUGAUGUUGACUAUCAGUUUGUAGAAAGCUUAGAGGAACGAUAUAAAUGUGUCCACUGCCAUCUAGUCCUUCAUAAUCCUCACCAGACAGGAUGUGGGCACAGGUUUUGCCAGCGCUGUAUUACCUCUUUGAAAGAAUUGAACAUGGUACCCACCUGUCCUGUAGACAAAGAAAUAAUAAAGCUUGAGGAGGUCUUCAAAGACAAUUGCUGCAAACGGGAAGUUCUCAAUUUGCAAGUUUUUUGCAGAAAUUCUCCAGCCUGCAAUGCAAAAACAUCUCUAGGUCGAUACCAGGAUCACCUACAGCAGUGUUUGUUUGAAAGUGUACAAUGUAUCAAUGAAGGAUGUUGUGAAAAAGUUCUUCAGAAGGAUUUGAAAGAACACCUAGAUUUGCAAUGCAGCUAUCGAAAGGAACUGUGCCAAUAUUGUAAUCAGUCUAUAAUUUUAAUUAGGUCACAGGUCCAUGAGAAAACUGAUUGUCCUUAUUAUCCUUUAAUUUGUCCUCAUGGCUGCAAGCAGACAAUUCUAACAAAAGAGGUAGAAAGUCACAUCUUAGUAUGUCCUGAGGUCGAAAUUGAUUGUCCAUAUAAACCGUAUGGCUGUCCAACAAAGAUUAAAAGAGGAAAACUUUCAGAACAUGAGAAUGUUUCUUUGAGAGAACAUAUGCUAAGGAUCUUGGACAAGAACUCAAAGUUGGAAGAUCAGAUCUCUGACCUUUAUAAGAACCUAGAACACAAGGAGCUAAAAAUUCAGCAACUAGCUGACACAAUUAAAAAGUGUGAAAAAGAAUUCAGGCAGUUCACUCAGCUGUAUGGUAACAAUAGCAACUUACUGGCAAGCACUCAGUCUCUGGCUAUUCACGUUGAUAAAUCUGCCUGCCUGGAAACGCAAGUGAGACAGCUGGUACAAAUGGCAAACCAACAACAGAGUAAAUUUGACCUGAGGCAACUACUGGAGACCAUUGAAACCAUAAAGCAAAAAGUUGCUUUCCUGGAGUCAUUUGAACAACGUUUAGAUUUUCUGGAAGACUUGUCCAACCAACAUGACCUCCACCUUGGUAUGCACAGGGCACAGCUUAACAAAAAUGAGGAACGGUUUAAGCUUUUGGAAGGGACAAGUUAUAAUGGGAAACUGAUUUGGAAAAUUAUGGACUACAAAAUAAAGAAAAAAGAGGCUGCGGAAGGCCACACUGUCUCUAUAUUCAGCCAGCCUUUUUAUACCAGCCGCUGUGGGUACAGAUUAUGUGCCAGAGCGUAUCUGAAUGGUGAUGGUUCAGGAAAGGGAACACAUGUUUCCCUGUAUUUUGUAGUGAUGAGAGGGGAGUUUGACUCGCUGUUACCCUGGCCUUUCAAGCAAAAGGUUACACUUAUGCUUUUGGACCAAAGUGGGAAGAAAAAUCACAUCAAUGAAACCUUUAAGGCUCUCCCCAACAGCAACAGCUUCAAGCGGCCAGAAGGAGAGAUGAACAUUGCCUCAGGGUGCCCUCGGUUUGUGGCACACACUGUGCUGGAAAAUGCAAAGAAUGCUUACAUCAAAGACGAUACCUUCUUUCUAAAAGUAGUGGUGGAUUUAACUGACCUUGAGGAAUUAUGAGAUGCACCUCAAAAGAAC